This is a messenger RNA of Olea europaea var. sylvestris, 1601 nucleotides long. RefSeq names its product transcription elongation factor TFIIS-like. The coding region runs from base 259 to 1410 and encodes 383 amino acids. The transcript is spliced from 3 exons. Lineage: Eukaryota; Viridiplantae; Streptophyta; Magnoliopsida; Lamiales; Oleaceae. Gene Ontology annotation, biological process: transcription elongation by RNA polymerase II; DNA-templated transcription. Gene Ontology annotation, cellular component: nucleus. The record is from RefSeq and is a predicted model, not a curated record. Gene Ontology annotation, molecular function: zinc ion binding; nucleic acid binding.
AAGUUUUUCCCAAACGGAGCCUUAUGCUACUCCAGAUGGCAAAUCCUCACACUACUGAGAUAUUCUCUAGUAGCAUAUCGACCGCACGAUCAAGUCGGAUCGAGUUACACCGCCGCUUCAGCCCCGAUUAUCUCCGUCGAAGCGGCAACUAAAACUAGGGUUUCAGUUUUCUUGUAAGACGAGCUUACCGAACCUCUUCCUGCAUUCGAUUAUCUGAUUCUGUAAGGUUCUUCUUUUGCUUCUGAUAGAUUGUGUGUGAUGGAGAAGGAGCUAAACGAGCUUUUUGAGGCAGUGAAGAAGGCUGCAGAUGCAGCAGAGAAUUCACCUGGAGAGGAGGCACGAUGCCUUGAUGCAUUAGAACAGCUCAACAAGUUCCCCAUCAGUUAUCAUCUCCUUGUAUCCACACAGGUUGGGAAACGCCUCCGACAACUGACGAAACAUAAAAGCCACAAGAUUAAGGUUUUGGCUUCUGUUGUGGUUGACGUGUGGAAGAAUAUAAUUGUCAAGGAAACAAUGAAAAACAAGAAUGGAAGUGUUGAUAACGAUUCUGUGAAAGCUGAACCAACGGUUGCUGUAAUUGAUGGGAGCAGGAAGUUUCAAAGGACAAGCUCUGUGAAGAUUGAGCAGGGGAACUCAACAGACAAUGGGAAUGGGAAGUUGAAGAGAAGUAAUCCGACUAGUACAUCGAACUCUGAAAAGUUAAGGAAGUCGGAAACUUCCAGGAAUGGGAAAAAAGUUGAGAGGGUUGAUGUCCAGACAUCAAAGAAUGCUGCCGGAGAAUCUGUACAGAAUGAGAAAAGCAUUAAAGAAGAAAAGCCGAGUUCUGAUAGGCAAAAACUGGCAUCAGACCCCGUUGGUCCUCCAAAGCUGACUUCUCCUGUUUAUUGCAAGGACCCAGUGAGGGACAAAAUCCGGGAACUUCUUGCAGAGGCUCUGUGCAAAGUCUCGAGCGAGGUCGAUGGUGAUGAUCUAAGAGAUCAAGUGUGUGCAUCUGAUCCUUAUCGAGUGGCUGUUCUUGUGGAGACUGCAAUGUUUGAAAAGUGGGGUAAAUCCACUGGUGCUCAGAAGAUGAAAUAUAGAUCGAUAAUGUUCAAUAUUAAGGAUCCAAAAAAUCCAGAUUUUCGGAGAAAGGUCCUCCUCGGGCAGUUUGAGCCACGUGCCAUUCUCGAACUUGCACCAGAAGAAAUGGCCAGUGAUGCGAGGCAAAUUCAGAAUGAGAAAAUCAAACAAAAAGCACUGUUCGAAUGCGAGCGCGGAGCAGCGCCUCAGGCCAGCACUGACCAAUUCACCUGUGGUAGGUGCAAGAAGAAGGAAACAACAUACUACCAGAUGCAAACUCGAAGUGCAGACGAACCAAUGACCACAUUUGUGACGUGUGUAAACUGCAAUAACCGCUGGAAAUUUUGUUAGAUUUGGAAAUUUCCAAUUUAGAUGAUUAGCUAGCUAGGUAAUUUUUCUUGUUUUACUAUGAUUUUUUAUAAGGUGUAUUUUCUCUACGCCUGCACCUGAGCAGAAGGCUAAUUAGUUGUAGGAGAAACUAUCGUAAGGACCUCAUAUUUGAGUUAUUUAUAUAAAUUUACUCUGUUGUGAUAAUUUGUGAA